AUGCACGACGCAGGAGCAUCUGCUUGUGGCACCAUCAAUCGUCACCGCACCAGUCACUGGAUAUCCGAGAGAUCGGUGAACAUGUUGGAAUCUAGAAGACACCUCCCGGUUGGUUCUGAACACAAUGUAACCAGACGGGCUAUUAGGCGUGGACUAAAGCGGAGCCUGCAUGCUGACAAGGAAACCUGUUGGACCAAUAGGGCUCAAGAAAUCGAGGAGGCAGGAGCAGUAGGCAAUUACCGCAAGCUCUUCCAGCUUAUCCGCACCACUGAUCCCAGGAAACCAGGCGUCAGUGAGACAGUAAGAGACAGCGCGGGUGCGCUGAUUCACAAUAAGGAGCGCCGUAUGGCUCGUUGGGCAGAACACUUUCAAGAUCAGUUCAGCUGGCCCCCUGCUCCCGGACCUCUUCCAUCUCAAGUGAUGCAGGACGAGCCAUGGACGGUUAGUGUAGAGCCUCCGUCGGAGGCUGAGUUCCGAAACGUGAUCACCGCCCUUAAUCGUUUUCGUGCCGCUGGCCCGGAUUCCCUCCCAUCUGCAUUAUUGAAGGAUGGAGGUGAGGUCCUUUGCAAAGCACCUACCUCCUUGUUCGAACGUAUCUGGAAGGAAGAGAGGGUCCCGGCUAAUUGGAGCGAAUCGAUUAUAGUGGCAAUAUACAAGAAGGGCAGUCGCACAGACUGCUCUAACCACAGGGGUAUUAGCCUAACGCCAGUUGUGACAAAAUUACUGGCCUCGAUUCUCGUUCCUCGCCUCACUGCGGAACAGGAAUCUCGGAUUAGGGAAGAGCAGGCCGGUUUCCUCCCAGCGCGUGGCUGUAUAGAUCAUAUAUUCACUUUGCGGCAGGUGCUAGAGCAGCGCCACGCGCACCGCAGACUGACAAUAGCUGUGUUCCUCGAUUUCGAGAGUGCGUUUGAAUCAAUCGAUUGA
Messenger RNA from Dicrocoelium dendriticum, 924 nucleotides. Lineage: Eukaryota; Metazoa; Platyhelminthes; Trematoda; Plagiorchiida; Dicrocoeliidae. The record is from the annotation of a GenBank genome assembly.